This is a messenger RNA of Hemibagrus wyckioides, 2501 nucleotides long. It is a transcript of the gene bcl2l13, whose product is annotated as BCL2 like 13. The coding region runs from base 199 to 2109 and encodes 636 amino acids. Gene Ontology annotation, biological process: apoptotic process; regulation of apoptotic process. Lineage: Eukaryota; Metazoa; Chordata; Actinopteri; Siluriformes; Bagridae. The record is from RefSeq and is a predicted model, not a curated record. The transcript has 7 exons. Gene Ontology annotation, cellular component: mitochondrion.
ACAGGGGCAUGCUGAGGAAUACGCACAAUAUAGCAGCCCGCAAGUUAGCGGCUAACCGCGUAGCCAACUAGCACUGUAGCACUUCACAAGUAGACAGUGCUAAGUGCACGUAUUCAACAGGACGUUCAGUAAAGGGCUUGUGUGUAACGGGAAGAACUCGCUGGUGUAUGUGCUCUGUGAGUGUAACAUUUCACUUCAAUGGCUGCCUCUGGCUCCACCAGCAAUGUGCCUGAAGGAUUCCGCUAUGAGACCAAAUACGUUCUCCUGUGCUACCUCGGCCUGCACCCGCCAUCACACUCCAGGCCUGAGGAAGGAGCAUCUGGUUUGUCUUUACAAACAGCUGUGGAGAAGACCAGCAGGAUGAAGGAGCAGAUUGAGGAACAGCUAAAGCAGCUAGAAGACGAAAUCACUGCCUCUUUUCCAAGUACAGGUUUUGAUCGGCACACAUCCCCAGUGUUCAGUCCAGCUAAUCCCGAGAACACUAUAGAGGACAGCCUGGCUGUGCUGGGGGAUCGUGUCGCACAAGUGCUGGACAUGCAUCUGGCCUCAGCCACACAGACACUUCUCAGUGGGCAGCUGGACUAUGAAAAUUUCCAAAGUGCUGUGAAAGAGAUUUCCUCCCAUUCUGAAGGAGGCUGGAGCAAGGUUUUGGUACCAUUAGUGUUAUUGCAAGCCCUGCAUUGUAAGGGUCAACAGCUGGCUUCUCUACUUUCCCUGGGUGAGCGCUACUUAGUUGAAGCAGAGGCAGACUUCAUCAUCCAGCAAGGUGGAUGGAGUGCAGUGUUUAGCCUGGAGGAUGUGGAGGAACCAGGAGCGCUCAUAGCUGAAGACAGUAACGAUAUCUACAUCCUGUCAGGGGAGCAGGGCCGUGAGCAGCUGAGUCCCCCUGAGUCACUGCUCAUCAGUGUGGCAGACAGCAGCGGCCUGAGCUCCUGGCACACGGAGAGUUUGCCCGUAUCGCUGAGUGGCCACGACUCCUGGGCUCAGGUUUGCACCAUGGAGCCGGAGGACGCCAAGAGUGUGGACAGUGGUGAGGGCGUGGCCUCGGCUGAGGAGCGCAGUGAGAACAACUCGUCCAAUUCGGACAUUGUGCAUGUGGAGCGCGAGGAGGCCGAGCUUCUGGAGGAGGGAGAAGCUGUAGAAGAGGAAGAGCUGCAGGAAAGUGUGCUCAGUGUCCUGGGCACUGAAAGUGAGCUGGAGGCCCUCAGAGAGGAGUUUAGAGGAGAAGUUUCAUUUCCACAACAGCCAGUUUCAGAAGCACCAGAGUCAUUGAUGUCCCUAGAGGAGCAAAUUGUCAUCCUGGAGGCACCUCCUAGCCUGGUCUCUGCUGUUCCACCUGUUGAUGUCGAGCCCAAGUCCCUCACUUCUUCUUGCACUGCUAUCAUUGCUGAGGCUCCCGUUGAAGCCCCAGCAUGCAUUGCUCCUUCACCUCCUAAAGUCAUCGCUGAUGCUCUGGUUGAAGUAGAGCCAGAACACCUUGCUCCUUCAUCCUCGAUCAUUGCCGAUGCUCCAGUUGAUGUGGAGCGGGAAUGUUCUGUUCAUUCUUCCCUUCCUAUUGCUGCUUCACCCCAAGUGCUCAAUCCUGAACCUGAGCCUCUCUCAGCUCAGCCAGAACCUGUUCUAGCUCCUGUGGAGCCACUGAUUCGAAGAACAGUUCAAGAACAUGAAGCUAAAUCUGAGCCACAGCCUGAAGCUGUCCAAGCAGCUCCAGUGUAUAAGAUAUUUCCACAAGAGCCACAAGCAGUGUUUGUACAGGCCAUUACAGCCCAGGAGCCACCUCUCAUAGCCCCAGCUACAGCACAGGAGAUACCAUCACUGGAGCCAGAGAUUGCACAAGAGACAUCUGCUCCAUCCCAGGUUCCUCUUGUUUUACCUCCUGCUGCAGCUCCAGAACAGGAAAUCCAGCCACAGCAGCUGGAGUCUGUACACACAGCAUCUCUUCCAGCUCAGGAGCCACCUGCAGCCCCAGCACACACAGAGCCUGUAGCAGAACCUGUAGCAGAGCCUGUGUCAUCUGAGUUUCCAGUUCUUCUGUAUGGUGGUGCUGCAUUGGUAGCCAUUGCUGCUUUGGUGGCCUAUGGAGCUCUGGCUUACAGAAAGAAGUAUUAGGAAUUGAUCAACUUGCCCCUUCUGAUAACCUCACCACAUCGGUGACCCUUUUCAGGACCCGGGGCCACUGUGCUGCCAAAAAUUGUGAGAAAAUUUAGUUCUCUUGUCUGCCCCAUGCCAAGUUUUGUCGACUUCAGAGUUCCUGCUUUUCUUAAAUUUUUGUUAUUUCAUAUUGUUCGGUUACAGUGAACCACUACUGACCCCUUCUAAAGGCAUACAUAAUUCUCAUACGCUUGUUGGUUUGUCUUAGGUUUUAAAUUGUAUAAGGCUGACAGCUGGUAUCAUUUUACCAGUUUUUAGAAGCAGGUUACUGUUAUUCAAGAAUAAACAUGAUUUGGAGUUUUGAAAAUAAUAUAUGAUUUGACGAGUAAAUAAAAGGUACACACCUCAGA